Messenger RNA from Rotaria sordida, 1756 nucleotides. Lineage: Eukaryota; Metazoa; Rotifera; Eurotatoria; Philodinida; Philodinidae. The record is from the annotation of a GenBank genome assembly.
AUGUCUACAACAAGCAUAACGUCUACAACAAAAACUACAACAACAAGCACAACAUCUACAACAACGACUACAACAUCAAGCACAACGUCUACAACAAAGACUACGACAACAACUACAACGUCUACGACAACGACUACAACAACAUCAUCAACUUCAAGUAAGUUUUCUUUAGUCUAGAAUUGUUAAUAUUGAGAUUCAAUUCAACAUCUACAUAAAUGGACAAUAGCUACUUGUUUAUAUAUGACCUUUCUGAUUGAAAGAAUACGUUCAGAAACGAUCGAUAGCAGACCUGUACCCAUGUACUGAUGGUUAGAUAAUGUAGAAGAUGAUAUAUCGCCAUUAGUAUAAUUUAUUCAGUUGCUUCUACCAAAAGUAUUUACAUCUUUCAAUUAAUUAGAAAGAUUUUAAAUGAAAAUUGUUCGAAAAAAUUCCUUGUGGUCAUUUAUCACAAUAUCGAAUUAAAAUAUCAAUAACUUCAAUGAAAGAUGCAAUAUAAAAAUGCUCGAGUUUCGAAGUUGAUUCAUAGACAAAAGAAAAGAUGAAAAAAGAAUGGACAAGAGUGCAUUGUUGAAAUUAGAAAAAAAAACGCAUUUGUAAGACUCUUUUAGCGUCCUUUGGAAAUGUGCUUUGGUUAUAAACUCGCUUCGUAGCGUUACUCUGUGAAAAUACAGGAAUAUAUUAAGAUUGUAAGGUAUUAUUUAUAUAGGAUUUUGUUCGAAUAUAUUGAAUAUAUAUAUAGGACGCUAGUUUUGAUUUUUAUACUUUUUUAGACUUGUAAAACGCUGUAACAGUUUUGCAGAUGAGAGACUUUUAUACGUGUGUAUGAUGAGCUAAACCAAAAGCGUCCUCAAGUGUUGGAAAAAAAAUCAUAGAACAGUUUUUUUUUUCUCUAGAAAUAAAAAAACAAGGUUAAUUUAUGUUCGAUUUAUUUUCUACUGUUCUAUACAUAUCACAUAAAUACUAGCAAAACCGAAUUAAAUAAAUAUUCCAAAAAAAAAAAUUGAUUUCUAUUUAUACAACAGCUGCUGUUACAUGUCCUAAUAAAAUAGACUUGUAAUAUCCAGUAACAACUUAUCCUUUAUCGUAAUACUAGAAUUUUACUAAUAAAUCUAAUUGUUUACAAUGUUGAUUGCCGAUUUAUUGGUCGCAACGUAAGACAAAUUUUUCAGUGUGUUUCAACGAUUUAACAAGUUCUUGUAGAAAUCGGAAUCAAGACCAUGAGAUAUAAAAUAUGAAAUAUUUUUUGAAUUGCAUGCUGAAUUCUUGUGCACUUUUCGAAUCAGGAAAUAUAUGACGAAAAACAACACUUCCAAUAUCAUCACACGAAUUGAAGUUAUAAUCACGUUGAACAACUGUCAAAGCUCAAAUUGCUUCAGCUUUGAUGACAUACUCUUGAAUAUCAAAUAUUUUUGGCCGCUUAACUGUGUUAAAUUGUAAGACUUUUUUUGGAAAUGAAUACUGAAUCCAUCGUUCACUAGUCAACGAAUCAAUGUUGAUAUUAUUGAAGCUUGAAUAGAAAUUGCUGAAUUAUUUUUUAAUAAUUAAUUUCAUGUGUUCUAGAUGACCUUUUGGACCUCAUGUGUUGUGAAAUUGCUUCCCAUUCGUAAUCAUAACAAUCAAGAUCAUCAGUUUUACAUAAAAUACAUUGUGUUCAACUCCAUUUCUCUUUCUUUUGCUUUUAUACUGUGUUGUCAGCGAGAUGAAAUGAUAACCGAAUGGAACAAAAGAAUAAUCUCCCUUCGCAAGGAAGCGAAUC